ACCGCUGUUCUGCUCCAGCCGCGAACCGGGCACGUCGCGAGGGCGGGCUCGCCCACCGUCGCGAAAAAGGUCCCGCUUCGACUAUCUGCUCUCAUUGCAGUUCGGUCUGCCGAGCGGAGCGGGACUGACUGAGGGACAAGCUCCCCCCCCCAACCCGUCUCCAUUCAAGGAUUUAUACUUCGCACACUUCGUCCUACAGCAGACGACCGGCACGAAUCGCAGCUCGCCGUCUGUGGACAAUGUUUCUCUUGCAGUACGCAGGACUCAACUCUCUGCCCUUUGAUCCAACCGGCAACAACGACCCCCUCCUGUUCAGCGGCUCCAGUGGCCCUCUGGUGACGGAGUGUCCUCCUCUGGACAGCACAGUCGAGAAUAGCAAGAAGAGGAAGAGGGCCAGCCUGCCUCCAGAAGGGAUCUGUAACAUGACGAUGGACUCCAACUUGAUGACGAUGCCCAUGUCGGACCCCAACCCGUGGGCAACCGCCAUGAACAACCUGGGGAUGCCUCCCAUCGGAAUAACUGGACAGCAACUCAUGCAAGAUUUUGAUCCCGGCCUCGGCAUGAUGGCUGGAAUAAGCCCCCUGAAUCCCAUGAUGCCCGGCCUCGGCAUGGUGCCCGGACCCCUCUCCCAGGAUUUUCCAGUUAUCAAGGAGAUCAUCCACUGCAAGAGUUGCACCCUGUUCCCCCCCAACCCCAAUUUCCUGCUAGAAAAGUUUCUGCCUGGGGACUUUAUUCAAACAAGUCUUACAAGUCAUCUUCAAGACCUUCCACCUCCAGCUAUGAGGGAACGCCCUCCAGGGUGUAAGACGGUGUUUGUCGGCGGUCUGCCCGAGAACUCCACAGAGCAGCUCAUCGUGGAGGUCUUCGGGCAGUGUGGCGAAAUCAUCGCCAUACGCAAAAGCAAGAAAAACUUCUGCCAUAUCAGAUUUGCUGAAGAGUUCACGGUGGACAGGGCUCUCUUCCUGUCGGGUUACCGUAUCCGUUUGGGCUCCAGCACAGACAAGAAAGACACCGGCCGUCUCCACGUGGACUUCGCCCAGGCCAGAGACGACUUCUAUGAGUGGGAGUGUCACCAGCGCAUGUUGGCCAGAGAGGAGAGGCACCGGCGCAAGAUGGAGGAGGACCGCCUCCGGCCGCCCUCCCCUCCGCUCAUCGUCCACUACUCGGAGCACGAGUGCAGCCAGCUGGGAGACAAGAUCAAAGAGGACGGGAAGUUUCCUGAAGCGGUGCGCGUGCUCAUGACCUGGCUGGAACGAGGAGAAGUCAACCGAAGGAACGCCAACAACUUCUACUCCAUGAUCCAGGCCUCCAACGGCCACAUCCGCCGGCUGACGGGCGAGAAGACUCAGCAUGAGAAGGAGGUGGAAGAGGCCAAAGACAAGUUCAAGAUCGCUCUGGCCGGCAUCGUUCGCCAAUUUGAGCAGAUUGUGUCUGUAUUCCAAGCUGCUUCCAAACAAAAGGCAUGGGACCAUUUCUCCAAAGCUCAGCGCAAGAACCUGGACAUGUGGCGCAAACAAGCCGAGGAGAUCAGAAACAUGCACAGCGAGCAGCUGAUGGGCAUCAGGCGAGAGGAGGAGAUGGAGAUGUCGGACGAUGACAUGGAGGAUUCCCCUGACAGAAAGGACUCCGAGGAUUCAGGUGUUUCCCAAGCAGAAGCCCUGAAGGAGGAGAACGACUCGCUGCGCUGCCAGCUGGACGCCUACAGGAACGAGGUGGAGUUGCUCAAACAGGAGCAAGGCAAGAACCAACCAAUGUGCAGUGAGGAGGACAACACACACUCCCAGCAGCUCAGCUUCCUGCAGCAGGCUCUGCAAGCCAUGCAGCAGCAACUGUUAAAAAUGAGGGAAGAAUUAAAACAGCGGGAGGCAGAGGUGGAGAAGAGUUUGGAGGACAAACAGCAGCUGAACAACGAAGUCCUGAACCUGAAGGAAGGACUCCAGAACCUGCAAAACACACACGCCAUGCAGCUGGAGACGACGACGCAGGACGACAGCGAGGAGGGCGCUAAUCAAACCACCGAAGCAACCAUUUCAACAGUGGUGUCCUGCAGUCAGGAGAAGGAAGGCCCUCCAGAGAAGACCCCACUGAGUCCGGUCCACUCCGAGAGGGAGGCUCUGCUCGUUGGGAUCAUUUCCACGUUCCUGCACGUCCACCCGUUUGGAGCCAGCAUCGAGUACAUCUGUUCCUACCUGCAGCGUUUGGACACCAAGAUUAACACCGGCGAGGUGGAGGCUCUUCUCUCCCGGCUGCCCUGCACCUUCAGACAGGAGCUGACCGGCGUCGGCGCCAGUCUGGAGAAACGCUGGAGCUUCUGUGGCUUCCAGGGCAUCAAGAGCACGUAGACUCUGGGGCUCACGGCAGAGACGACACGGGGACACCGUAAAGAUGUGAAAGACGCGGGAUGGAGCGCACCAAUAUCAAAGACGCUGCACGAGGACACGCGGCUCUCAGCUGAGGAGGGAAUGUUACGGCAUUCCGGGGACUCUGUGGGUGGCAGAGAUGUAAAAACGCAGCAUUUCCAUGGUUACGUGAAUGUUGACACCCAACCGCCGUGGCGAAAUCUUCGUGAGCUUUAACUCUGUCUGCAAAAUGUUUUUAGACAUAACGACUCUCCAGGAGUUAGAGAAGACCACCGAAUCCUACAGUCACUGGAUUAUUGUGUAGUAAUCGGGUAUCGUGCCGUCUGAGCCGGAGCGCCGUCUGGCGUCAUGUGAGGGACGACCGGGCGAGCCAAGGGGGCUUAUCAGGGUCUCCCUGAACACCGACGGCUCCCUCGCUUCUCCCUUUGCCCUUCCUCGGUUUGUAAAAUAGAUUUAAAAAAUGGAUAUAUUUCUUCAUUUUCUGUAAAGGCUGUCAACAGUACACAUAGAAUCAUUUGUGGUUAUACACUGUAAAUGCUGGGAUGAUAUUUUUGAUUAUAAAAAGACGUUUGAAUAUAUUAAAAACCAGUUUGAUGAAAUCA
Pseudoliparis swirei is the source of this 2962-nucleotide messenger RNA. It is a transcript of the gene enox2, whose product is annotated as ecto-NOX disulfide-thiol exchanger 2. The record is from RefSeq and is a predicted model, not a curated record. Lineage: Eukaryota; Metazoa; Chordata; Actinopteri; Perciformes; Liparidae. The transcript has 16 exons. Gene Ontology annotation, biological process: ultradian rhythm. Gene Ontology annotation, molecular function: RNA binding; protein-disulfide reductase activity. Bases 240 to 2342 code for a protein of 700 amino acids. Gene Ontology annotation, cellular component: external side of plasma membrane; plasma membrane.